Messenger RNA from Cydia splendana, 3928 nucleotides. RefSeq lists its product as uncharacterized. The transcript has 12 exons. The record is from RefSeq and is a predicted model, not a curated record. Gene Ontology annotation, cellular component: cytosol; alpha,alpha-trehalose-phosphate synthase complex (UDP-forming). Gene Ontology annotation, biological process: trehalose biosynthetic process. The coding region runs from base 301 to 2775 and encodes 824 amino acids. Lineage: Eukaryota; Metazoa; Arthropoda; Insecta; Lepidoptera; Tortricidae. Gene Ontology annotation, molecular function: trehalose-phosphatase activity.
UAACCCCUCGACUGCUGCCGGACCGCCGUCGCAGAACUUCGCCCUACGAGAUGCGACGCGCCAAGUCUAUAAAGGCCACUGACGCACACAAAAGAAACAGUCUGCCUCCGGUCACCGUCGAUGAUGUAUAUUUAACUCAAAACAUCAACGCGGGACGCAUUUUCUUAUCAUUCCAGAUGUUUAGCGAAAUGAACGAAUAUAGUGUAUAGUUUUGCAUUUGAAUAUCCCUCCGUUUCGGUGACGCAUGCGUAUUACACGCCUUUCUGUGAUUGGUCGUGAACAGGGACUUCCGAAAGCAAUAUGAGUGGAACAAACAGUGUCAGUCGGUCGGCGUGCAACAGCAAAGGCAGUAUGAUCGUCGUGUCAAACAGAUUGCCAUUUAUUUUGAGGCGAAAUGAGAAAACCGGUGAAUUGGAAAGGAAAGCCAGUGCCGGUGGGCUGGUGACUGCGGUGGCCCCGGUGGUCAUCCGCUGCAGCGGCCUAUGGGUGGGCUGGCCUGGCAUUCAUCUAGAGGAUCCCAACGAGAAGAUUCCCGAGUCGGAUCCCAAUGACAAGACUCCUACCGCUGGACUGCUUUCAAAAAAGAUCGUACCCAUCCGCGCGGAGCCGAAGCUCUUCGACAGCUACUACAAUGGCUGCUGCAAUGGCACCUUCUGGCCGUUGUUCCACUCCAUGCCGGACCGCGCGACCUUCAUCGCAGAUCACUGGAGGGCUUACAUCAAGUGCAAUGAGGAAUUCGCCGAGAAGACCGUUUAUGCGCUGCGGCUGCUGAAGCAGAGCAACGAGAGGAAUGGUUCUCCGCCCAUUGUGUGGGUUCACGACUACCAUCUCAUGUUGGCUGCUAAUUGGAUCAGACAGCGAGCUGAAGAAGAUGAUCUCCCCUGCAAAUUGGCAUUUUUCUUACACAUACCUUUCCCUCCAUGGGAUAUCUUCAGGCUGUUCCCAUGGUCUGAUGAAGUUUUACAGGGCAUCUUGGGUUGCGAUAUGGUAGGAUUUCAUAUAACCGACUACUGUUUAAAUUUCAUAGACUGUUGCCAAAGGAAUUUGGGUUGUCGUGUAGACAGAAAAAAUCUGCUGGUCGAAUUGGGAGGCCGUACCAUUUGCGUUCGCCCUCUACCCAUUGGCGUACCAUUCGACAGAUUCGUUCAGUUGGCCCAAAACGCAAAAGCAGUGCUCUCUACAAGUCAAAAAGUGAUAUUAGGAGUCGAUAGACUGGAUUAUACCAAAGGAUUAGUGCAUAGACUCAAAGCCUUUGAACGGUUACUAGAGAAGCACCCCGAACACAUCGAAAAGGUGGUGUUGCUGCAAAUCUCAGUUCCUUCAAGGACUGACGUAAAGGAAUAUCAAGAUUUAAAAGAAGAAAUGGAUCAAUUAGUUGGUAGAAUCAACGGCAGAUUUACCACGCCUAACUGGUCUCCUAUUAGAUAUAUUUACGGCUGCGUCGGUCAAGAUGAGCUUGCAGCUUUCUACCGCGACGCCGCUGUCGCCCUGGUCACCCCCCUGCGCGACGGCAUGAACCUGGUGGCCAAGGAGUUCGUGGCCUGCCAGAUCAAGAAGCCACCAGGAGUGCUGAUCGUGUCGCCGUUCGCCGGCGCCGGGGAGAUGAUGCACGAGGCGCUCAUCUGCAAUCCUUACGAGUUGGAUGACGCCGCCGAGGUUAUUCACAGAGCGUUAAUAAUGGACGAGGACGAACGUACAGUCCGCAUGAACCACCUGCGGCAUCGCGAACAGCUAAAUGAUGUCGACAGCUGGAUGAAGAACUUCCUCAAAGCCAUGGACUCGCUGGAGGAGGAGGCUGAUGACAUCGGAGCUACCUCCAUGCAACCGCUCUCCAUUGACGACUUCGACGAGUAUCUCUCCAAAUACAUCGGCUACACUCAAAAACUUGCGCUUCUCCUGGAUUACGACGGCACACUGGCGCCUAUCGCGCCGCAUCCAGACCUCGCGACCCUCCCGUUAGAAACAAAACACGUGCUGCAGAGACUGUCUAACAUGUCCGACGUCUACAUCGCCAUCGUCUCUGGCAGAAACGUGGAUAACGUCAAAAAUAUGGUGGGCAUCGAAGGCAUCACGUACGCGGGUAACCACGGGCUGGAGAUCCUGCACCCCGACGGCAGCAAGUUCGUGCACCCCAUGCCCACGGAGAUGCAGGGGAAGGUCGUCGACCUUCUCAAGUCGCUACAGGAACAGGUGUGCAAAGACGGCGCAUGGGUGGAGAACAAGGGUGCUCUGCUGACGUUCCACUUCCGCGAGACGCCGGUGAACAAGCGCGCGGCGCUGGCGGAGCGCGCUCGGGCGCUCAUCACGGCGGCCGGCUUCAACGCGCACGACGCGCACUGCGCCAUCGAGGCCAAGCCGCCCGUGCCCUGGAACAAGGGUCGUGCGUCCAUCUAUAUCCUGAGGACGGCGUUCGGGCUCGACUGGAGCGAACGCAUCCGUAUCAUCUACGCUGGUGACGAUAACACCGAUGAAGACGCUAUGCUGGCUCUGAAAGGUAUGGCGGCCACAUUCCGUAUCGCGUCGUCGAACAUCACCAAGACGUCGGCCGAGCGGCGCCUGUCGUCGCCCGACUCGGUGCUGGCGAUGCUGAAGUGGGUGGAGCGGCACUUCUCCCGGCGCAAGCCGCGCGCCAACUCGCUCACCUACAAGAACGCCAGGAAGGCGCGGGAUUCCUUCCACAUGCACAUGACGUACCAGAUCCCGCCCAAGACGUCGCCGAAGCCUUCGCCGCCGCACAGCCCGGACAAAAACUCCAGCGGCACGGAUUCUAGUUAAAUUAUUUAUCUAUCUAGUUCACGUUCUCUGGCAACUGCUGUCCCUUUUGAGCUAACUACUGACAGGCAGCCUUACAUGAGAAAGUCACUUGAUACAAUUAUAUGUAACUCUUUGACCACCAAUAAUUCUGUCGUGUAUCGUGUAAUAUGAAAACGACCUCCUCAUCGUUAUGGUUAUGAGUAAAGUUUAGUUCCGUUCUUAUGUUUGUAAAUGUCAGUUUUUAUUUUGACGAAAAGUCAGUGGUUUAAAGGUAAUGUUGCAGUAAUGGCUACUUUAAGAGCGUUGCUGUUGAAAUGGAACAUUUUUUGUUUAAAAUUGAUUCGUAGAUCAAAAGGCUAAAUUUAUAUUUUUAAAUACUGGCCCGUUUCUGCACUUAGCAUUUUAACUUUCUUGUGUAGAUGUAGAUUGAUUUAUUUAAUUAUUCAAAUACGUAGAAAAUGUUUACCAGUAUUUAAGUAUAUUGUUGUUCCGUUAAGUUCAGUCCAAUUUUUAUUAUAAUUGACUAUUUAUGUGUCACGAAAAAUUUUAUAUAAAUUAUAUGAUAUGAAAAAGUAUAAGCCAUAUCUAUGUGCUUAAUUGCGUCUUACUACAAGUUCUUCGUAAUUUUCGCAUAAUAUUUCUAUAUGUGAUAGGAUAGUGAUAAAUAGGUUUAGGAAAAACAAUGUAGUCAAAAGAAAUUACAAAUGACUGCAAUAAAAUGGUUUAACCUAUUUACCCACUGCACAAUUGCAGCCUUAAAGUUAUGGUUAAAUUUCUUUUGUCUAUAAAAGUUGAUAUAUGGUAGACUAGGUAUUUAUUGAGCCUGGUAUUGAUGUAAUGAGUAAAUGUCCUAAAAUAAGAAAUUCACAUAUAAUGAGAAAAAUAUACAAUAUAAUUGAUUUGAUCAACAAAUAUUAUACUAUUUACGCACUUGGAGGGUUCCUAUUAGUGCACGCAAUACAGGCAAUCAUGUAUUUAGUACUUAGCGUUAUACUAUGUGUCAUCCUAUUGUACGUUGUGAGGAAACUAGUCUAGUUAGCAGAUAGCACCUACCUGAACAAUGCUGCGGCAAACCUAAUUCAAAGAACUGAAAAUCUCGAAUUCCAUAUACUAUAUUUUUAUAACCAUUUUAAUGUUUUACAGGAUUUCAAUAAAAACUAAGUUUGACGGAAAA